AACUUGUCUUUCAUUGGUCAGCGAGGAGGAAGUAUGCGGCUCUAACAUUGUUAGCUCGAAUGGCUAGGUCCCGACAGAAAAACAUAUUUACAUUUUGUGAAGAAAAAAAAAUACAAACAAACAAAAAACACGUCUGUUGAUUAUUUUUGAGACAAGGUUACAGCCUUCGUGAGGAUAUAUCAAUUGCACAUGUUUUCUGGGUUUUGGUUAACACUAUUUACGGUCCGAAUUCAACAAUACAAUAAUGUAAUUAGCCUUUAUUAGCAAACUGAAUGGACCGUGAGCCACCGUGGAGCUAAAGCAGCUAACAGUAAAGUCUUAAUCAGUGUUUCCAACAAGGGUCAUGGUGGCCCAGCAGAGGACCGAGAGACUGAGGAAAGUUAGAGUACUACUGACCAAGUUCCAGGCAGCAGAAAACAUAAGAUUCAAAUUAUAAGACUGAAACCUUGAAUGAGUAAAACAUGUGUAGACGAGUAUUGUGAAAAGGAGAAUCCCAGGUGGAGCGAGGAUGACUGAGAUGAUGAAGGUUGAAGCAGACGAACCGGGAGGGUUCAGCUUGAAGCCCUCCAUGCCUGCAGCAUCCACAUCAGAACUGGAGGAAAUACAAGACAGCAAAUAUCUCAUUUUACCUGUCUAUCAGACAAUGGUGAUUAAAGAAGAGGUUCCUGGUGAUUGGAGCUCCAAUUUGGACCAACAAAAUCCACAAUCCCCCUGCAUAAAGAAGGAAGAAGAAGAACUGUGGAUCAGUAAGGAGGAAGAGCAGCUUUCUGUGAAGACUGAAAAUGAAGAGAAGCCUCUGUUAUCAGAGCUUCAUCAGAUUGAAACUGAAUAUUAUAGAGAGACAGAAGCUCCAACCAGCAGCUUAGCUGAACAAAUGGAAAUACAAUCUGAAGAAGAUGACUGCAUAAGACCAGAAUCAGACAAGAAUCCAGAUUGUUCCUCUGGAGAAAAUAAAAUAAUAGUUCACAAAAGAGGUAAACGAUUCAAACUGUGUUCCAAAUCUAUGGCUCAGAUUGAAAUCCAUGGUGGAGAGAAGCCAUUUGGUUGCAGUAUAUGUGGCAAAAGAUUUAAAAGUAAGAAUCAUGUUAGAUUACACAUCAUGACUCACACUGGAAACAGAGAACAUAGCUGUGAUCUAUGUGGUAAAGGAUUUUUAGUGAAGGGUCAUCUUCACACUCACAUGAGACUCCACACUGGAGAAAGACCAUUUGCCUGUGAUGACUGUGGUAAACGAUUUCGAGCAAAGACAAAUCUUAAAACUCACAUGAAGGUCCAUUCUAGAGACAAGCCCUUUUCUUGUGAUGUUUGUGGAACAAAAUUUAAGAGAAAAGAAACACUUACGAAACACAUUUGGAUCCACUCUACAGAAAAACCCUUUAUCUGUAAUGUUUGCAAAAGAGGAUUUUCACGACAAAAGAGUCUAAAAAGUCACAUGUAUCUUCACACAGGAGAGAAACCGUUUAUUUGUAGUAUUUGUAGUAAAGGAUUUGCAGUACAGGAGAAUCUAAAGAGUCACAUGUGCGUUCACACUGGUGAGAAACCAUUUAUUUGUGGUGUUUGCAGUAAAGGAUUUCGUCGACAUGGAGAUCUAAAGAGACACAUGCGUGUUCAUACAGGAGAGAAGCCAUUUAUUUGUGCAGUCUGCAGUAAAGGAUUUUCACAACAAAUUCAUUUAAAGAGCCAUAUGCUCGUUCACACUGGGGAGAAACUAUUUAUUUGUAGUUUUUGCAGUAAAGGAUUUUCACAACCAGAAACUUUAAGGAGACAUAUGCGUGUUCAUACAGGAGAGAAAGAGUUUAUUUGUAAUAUUUGUAGUAAAGGAUUUUCACUAAAACAACAUCUUAAAAACCACAUGGAGGUUCACACUGCACCAUUUAGCUGUAGUGAUUGUGGAAAACGUUUUGUUAGGGAAAUCCAGUUACAGCGACAUGUGAGACUCCACUCAGAUGAGAGACCUUUUGGUUGUGAUGUCUGUAAGAGCAGAUUCAACCAAAAGUGUCAACUUGAAAAUCACAUGAGAGUCCAUUCAGGAGAGAAACCGUUUGUGUGUGAGGUUUGCAGCAAAGCGUUUUCACAACAAGGAAAUCUGAAGAAACACAUGGGUGUUCAUGAGGGCUGUAAUUAAAUAUUUUAACAUUUGACUAGUCUGCCAAUAUUUUAUAUAUAUACAGUACAGACCAAAAGUUUGGA
This is a messenger RNA of Xiphophorus hellerii (green swordtail), 2190 nucleotides long. RefSeq names its product gastrula zinc finger protein XlCGF57.1-like. The transcript is spliced from 3 exons. Gene Ontology annotation, biological process: regulation of gene expression. NCBI's taxonomy places the organism in Eukaryota, Metazoa, Chordata, Actinopteri, Cyprinodontiformes, Poeciliidae. Bases 509 to 2125 code for a protein of 538 amino acids. The record is from RefSeq and is a predicted model, not a curated record. Gene Ontology annotation, cellular component: nucleus.